GCCGUUCUGGAGGUCCUUUGUCGCCUAUUCCUUCCUUCCUCCCUUCCCUCUCGUCUCUUUUUCAAAAAUCUCUGACUCUGUCUUCUUCCUGUGUGUGUGUGUGUGUACGCUUGUGCUUCAGCUCCGGUGCAACGACGCCGGAAUUGCUGUCCAGUGCAUCGAUGGCAAUGAAUGUUCGUUCGUUCUUUCCAUUUCUGAUGGUUUCGAGGCACGAGAAGACGAUUUCGGACAGAGGGCGAGGGAUGUUGCGUCUUGGUCUGGGGGCGACCUGAGCGGAAGGGAGGCAAAGGUAUCGGAAGGGAAUGAAUGCAAUGGUGAGGCCCACUCAAUGACGCGGAUUGAAGCUUGUUCAUCCGGGGCCGGGCCACCUCCUUCGAAGCGUCUGCGCCUGUCCCGGAAUCGCCAAGCGUGCAGCAGCAAGAGAACUCCUUUGGAGUCGUUGGAUCUUCGCGCUACACCUGAUCAGAUUGAAUCUCCCUCGGAACAUCAGUCAAUUGCAGGGUCCGUUGACAAAGAGCAGGUUCCCCCGACUUCUCACUCGAAUCAAGAAGUUCCUGGAGUCUCGUCUAAUCGUUGUGAAGAAUUGGAGCAACGUAUCGGUGAUGUUCAAACCGAUGGCGCUCCAUCAUCGCAUAGUGCUGGCAGUACCAUCCCAGGAGCUCCAUGUAGCAACCUCCAGCUGAUUUCACAACUUGGGGAGGACUCAGCACGGUGGUCUUCUUGCAUAAUAGAAGCAAAUAGCUGCUCGAACAAUGUGCUGUCCCGGAGAAUUGGGGGAAAUGGAGAAACAUUGGCCUCUAGCUCUCAUGCUGAGUAUCCUUUUGUUGAAACUCGUCGCUGCUCCAGCCUAGUAGAUACUGAAGUUGUGGUGACAAGAAGUUCUCCGACAAGGAGGCCUGUAGCUGAUGAAGGAUUAGGAAGCUCAGAAUUCGUGAAUUCAGCACAAGAACGGCCGUCCGAAACCAUUCAGACUUCCGACUGUUGUCAGACUCCAUUUGCAGAUCCCAAUUUCAUAGUCCAUGGAGAACAGAAGCAAGCUGAAGUGGAAGCCCGAGCUGCGGAAUUGUUGCCUUGCUCUUCACGACCGGUGGCUGAGACUUCGGUAUCUAUUCCGCAGCUAACUCCAGCAGAAGGCGAUUCAGCAUGCAGAGAGGAACUAGGUCGUCAGGUGAUUGUAGAGGAGGAUCGUAUUGUUCCUCAAUCAUAUCACGAAGUAGGGUGUUCUUCUCACUCUAUACAAGUGACCGAUGGUAAUCAUCACGAAGUAAUUACGCCAAAUGAGGACGGCACCUUGCUACGGACUAGUGAAAUAACUGAAGAACCUGAUUGUUUUCAAAUGAGUCAGCGUGAAAAUGAUUUGGCGUCUGACACUGGAGGACUGCUUGUUUUUGGGUCCGAUCAGCGACUGGAUGAGACCUCUGAUAGAGCUCUGACUUCACAUGAGAACUUGAGUGUAGAUGAUGUCGCAGCAAACACAUUGCAGACGGGUAUUUCCCUUGAAGCAAAUGAGACACCUACAGCAACUUCAGACCGUGUAGUCAUUAGUCACCAGGUGGCCGUCGGGCUUGAUUCCACACAUACUCAGACACCUUUCGAGGGAAGGACUUUGUCUGGUUUCAACCCACAAAUGGUUGUGAGUCCCGGUGAAAUCAUGGAAUCAACCGAGGAAGACCUCACGGCAGGAGAUGUUGCCAACAUAUUGACACGUACUGGCAGAAUCGUGCAAGCCAUUGAGGCUUAUUCUAGAAGCCCGGAUCAUCUUGUCAGUGAGGAACGUGUGGAGGCUACUCACGAUACGAGGAACACAGAAGUGCAUUUUCAAGCAGAGCUCAUGUCUCCCCAACUGAUGGGUGAGAAUACCGCCGGAGCUUUGGAGUCAACCAGGGAGGUAACUGCAGAAGAUGUAGCAAAUAUAUAUGUGCAAGCAGGUGCUAUAGUUCUGGCCGCAAAUAAUUGGCUCGCUCUGUCAGAUUCGGCAAGACAACGAGCUAUAGAAAAUAUCAAUAUCAAUGCCAAUUGGGGAAGUUUACUGCAAGAGAACUUGCCCAGAGAAGCAUCAGUGCCAGAUGUACAACACGAACCUGUACUAUUAGGUAACAGUGUUAAGGUGAAUCACAAGCAUUCGGACGAAACUGCCGAUCAAUCAGGUUCACGAACCCAAGAACCAAGUGUCACAGACGGCCUGGCCUGCCCCAUAUGCAUGGAACCUUGGACGAAUACGGGAGAGCACCGAAUCUGCUCACUUGCAUGUGGACAUCUGUUCGGAAAGUCAUGCAUCAAACGAUGGAUCAAACAAGGUGGAAGAAGGCUUAGCAAGUGUCCUCAUUGCAAUAAAAGAGCAAAAGUGGAAGAUCUACGGAAUAUAUACGUGCCUCACAUUGCCGUCACCGAUGGACAAGGCUACGAAAUGGCUCAGGAAGUCAAGCGCUUGAAAUCCGAAAAUGAGGAGCUAAAGCGGAUGAAUGCUGAGCUACAAAUGGAGAUGGAUCGGUUGCUUCGUUCCGAGCAGGCCACAACCCCAAGUGUUCUACAGAAGGUUGAAGUGAACAGAUCCGACGACCUGGCGAAUGCUAGAAGACGACAGUCAUCUCUCCAAACAUUUUACGGGAGAAACGAGAGAAGACGGUCCUCUGUCAGAAGUUAUGAGGAACAUUGGCUCGAUGGAGGACACCCGAAGGGGCAGACUGGAGGUCACCGUUCGAGUUCCUCACUUGCAAGCAUUGGAAAUCGUGGUCUUGGAGAGAAUUUCAUUCUACAGGAUGAAAUACAUCUGCUUGGAGCGAAAGUCUUCGACAUGGAUGCUUACAGCCAGAUGGGAUUAGUCUCCAACAAAGCUUCAAAUCAUGGCAGCACUUUUGGACUGACCAGAAUAAGCUUGAUUACUCUGUCAGAAGUGCAGUAUCUAAGUCUUCCACCUGGACUUGGGGCUAUUCGCGACGUUCGCUUCUCUCCCUCGGGAAAGCUUGCUUUAGUUUCUUCUCUUGGAAAACGACUCUCUCUUUAUAGCUUGGAGAGCAACAACAUUGUGAUCAACUACGCACUGCAGAGUGCUCCUUGGUCAUGCGCUUGGGAUCCCAGUGUACCAAACCAAGUAUACGCUGGCUUACAGAAUGGUUCUUUGCUCAUAUUCGACUUGAGGCAGACAUCAUCUCCCAUCGCCUCAGUCAACGGCUCCAGCACCCGUCCCGUGCAUACCCUCCAAAGUGUUCAAAGUCAGACGAGAAAAGGCAUAUUGAGUGCUUCAAGCAGUGGUGCUUACUUCUGGGAUAUGGGCGCGACAGCUGCUUUAGCUGAGAUUCAAAGGCCGCAGUGCAUAUCAGAAGAUUACAGAGAGAAACUGUGUGUUUCUCUUGCUUAUGCGCCAUGCCUCAAAACGGCUGUAGCAUCGUUCAGGCCGUCACCUUUGGCCCACAGUGAGGCUUCCUCUUCAGCGAAUGCAUCAAUUCAGGCGGACUUUCUAAGCCAGCCUUGUACUACAGCACGUAGGUCGCUAGAACCUGUUUCCUCUACACAGACAUCUACACAAGACCAUCCCUCGCAUUGCGUUUUUAGCAGUCGAUUUGAGGACUCGUUGUCAGAAUCUACUGCAGGAGGAAAGGUUGGUCGACGCGAGUGGAGAUGGGAAGGAGGAAAGACGAUGGUUGGUCAUAAGAGUACCAGUGUCAUGCCACGGUCUGCCAUAAUUGUGGAACCGAUGUCUGGUAUAAGCCUUAGAACAUCAUUUGCUUGUGGGGACGAAGGUACGAAUGCUGUGUGGUUGUGGGACAUGAACACGCUCAGCGUCACACAGACACUCGUUCCCCACCAGUCUCCAGUGCUAGAUGUAAAAUAUGUGGAUAUCGGAGAAAGAAUUUUAAUGGGCUGUAUUAGUGAGAAAACUUUUCAGCUCUAUAGACGGCCCCCGUCAACGGUGUAACGAGGAAACCUCUGUCAAUAAUCAGUCCAAGUCUACACGAAACGAGCCAUUCACGCUUAUUUGCAUCAUUCGUUAGUCUCGUCUUGCUUGGACCAAUUCUUGUUCCGUCUGUUGAAUCGUCGGAGUCCCAUAGCCACUUCUUCGAUUUCAUGGUGCUUCGAUUGAAUGCGCAAGAAGUCUGCCAUGUCCACGAUUAAUGAGAGGAUUCUGCGCAAGGGUGAAACCUGCUC
Molecule: messenger RNA, 4146 nt
Organism: Marchantia polymorpha subsp. ruderalis
Lineage: Eukaryota; Viridiplantae; Streptophyta; Marchantiopsida; Marchantiales; Marchantiaceae
Source: the annotation of a GenBank genome assembly